GGAAAGGUGAUGAGUCAGGUAGAUGUGUGUCUGCGUGUGUGUGUGUAAGGGCAAGAGAAGGGACAGGUUUAGUGAUAGCCUCGUUGAGGGAAACACUGGCUGUCUGCAUCGAGCAGACAGUCAAAUGUACGAUAUUAUCUGGUUCUGCAUCGGAGGAAGAAAACCACAUCACAUCUAGUUCUUAUCAGGGAAUUAGUCAUAUAUCAUCUGCUUUUACUCUGCUCUUCUUUUUUGCUAUCUGGUUUUCUCUGCUCUCAUUUUCUUUGCUUCUCAUCUGUUGCAUCUCACACAUCCCUUCAUCCCUUCCUCCUCACCUUUCGACUGUGUCACCAUGGAUAUUGGUGGCCUGACGACAGUGGUGGCCAACUCUGCCUACAUCUCGGCCCGCGGGAGCAUUGAUGGCACUGCCAACCCUGCAUCCAACCGAGACAAGAAGUACCACUCCCGCCUCAAGCUGCCUCAUAUCACUGUGUGUGAAGGCCUGCGGGAGACUUUAGACCUGGGCUUCCAGACAGUCUGUGUGGAGCAGCCCAUCGGAAAACGACUCUUCCAGGAGUUCCUAGACUCCAACAAUGAGUACAAAGGCCCCUGCCGCCUGUGGAAGGAUAUUGAGGAAUACAACAUGGCAGAGGAUGAACUUCGAGCCCUGAAAGCGAGCAAGAUCAUGUCCCGGUACAUGGAGCCUGGUGCCAAGUAUUUCUGCCCAUUCCUGCCAGAGAAUGGCAUCACAAAAGUCAAAGAGAAACACCAAGAGGCUGGGGAUGAUCUUUUCACUGAGACCAUGGACAACGUGAUGGACUUUCUCAAGGAGGUACCCUAUACCUUCUUCCUGGAGAGUAUGUAUCUGAAAAGGUUUCUGCAGUGGAAGUGGUUAGAGAUGCAGCCCGUAGAAGAGGAUUGGUUUGUGGAUUUUCGCAUAUUGGGUAAAGGGGGUUUUGGGGAAGUGUCUGCCUGUCAAAUGAAAGCCACGGGGAAACUGUAUGCCUGCAAAAAGCUCAACAAGAAGAGGCUGAAGAAGAGAAAAGGCAAUGAGGGGGCGAUGGUGGAGAAGAGGGUCCUGGCUCGAGUUCACAGCAGGUUCAUUGUCUCUUUGGCCUAUGCCUUCCAGUCAAGAACAGAGUUGUGUCUGGUCAUGACCAUCAUGAACGGAGGAGACCUGAGGUAUCACCUUUAUAACGUGGAUGAGAAUAACCCGGGGUUUGACGAGCCACGGUCCUGUUACUAUGCUGCUCAGAUCAUCCAGGGCCUGGAGCACCUCCACCAGAAGAGGAUCAUCUACAGGGACCUCAAACCAGAGAAUGUGCUGCUGGAUAAUCAAGGUAACGUCCGUAUCUCUGACCUUGGUCUGGCUGUGGAGCUGGCUGAUGAUCAGUUGAAAACCAAGGGCUACGCUGGGACUCCAGGUUUCAUGGCUCCAGAGCUGCUGAAAGGAGAGGAGUACGACUACUCUGUAGAUUAUUUCACUCUGGGGGUCACUCUGUAUGAGUUUAUGGCUGCCAGGGGACCGUUCAGGACCCGAGGAGAGAAGGUGGAGAACAAAGUGGUAAAGAAGCGGAUCCUGAAUGAUACAGUCAUGUAUCCAGAGAAGUUCAGCGAGAACGCCCGGUCCAUCUGCGAAGGUCUGCUGUUCAAAGAGGUCGACAAGAGGCUCGGCUUCAAGAACGGAUCAUGUGACGAGCUCAGGGCGCAUCCCUUCUUCAGUGAGAUCAACUGGAGGAAACUGAAUGCAGGGAUCCUUACACCCCCUUUCGUGCCAGACUCUAAGACAGUUUAUGCCAAGAACAUUGACGACGUCGGGGCCUUCUCCACGGUGAAAGGCGUGCAGGUGGACAACAAGGACAAUGCGUUUUUUGAUGAGUUUGCCUCGGGUAACAUCUCCAUCCCCUGGCAGGAGGAGAUGAUCGAGAUGGGGAUCUACGAUGAGCUCACGGUCUGGGGAGCCAAGGGCACUUUGCCCAACGACCUACGACGAGAAUCCAUCCUGGAGCAGCCGCCCAAGUCCUCCACCUGCACGGUGUCAUAAGAGGCUACGAUGCAUGGAGGAUUUUACAUGAACUGUUUGCUUAUCGGUCAAUCAAACUUUAUUUUUUAAGCACUUUUCAUACGAGAUUUUAGGUUAGUGAUGUACUUGAAGGGCAAUGAACUUUAUUGAUGUUGAUGAUGAAGUAUUUUUUUAUUAGCAGUGCAGCUCUGGUAGUUUUUUUGCUCUCUCAGAUAUCUUUUAUACGCCAAAUACAUUUAGGCCCCAUGACACACACACAUACCUCUGAACACAGUCUGUGUAUCCACCUUGUUCGUCUUCAGUGUGUUAUAAUCGUUCUGCAGCUUCAGAAGUGUAAAUACGCUUGUAUCCAUUGCUGCAGAGAUGAUUAUGAAUUUAAAUAAAUAUUUUGCUAUAAAAAUCAGCACGUUUUGCAUGAAACUGACACAUAAACAA
This is a messenger RNA of Morone saxatilis (striped sea-bass), 2437 nucleotides long. It is a transcript of the gene grk1a, whose product is annotated as G protein-coupled receptor kinase 1 a. Gene Ontology annotation, biological process: visual perception; regulation of opsin-mediated signaling pathway; protein phosphorylation. The transcript is spliced from 7 exons. Gene Ontology annotation, molecular function: ATP binding; rhodopsin kinase activity. Gene Ontology annotation, cellular component: cytoplasm. The record is from RefSeq and is a predicted model, not a curated record. Lineage: Eukaryota; Metazoa; Chordata; Actinopteri; Moronidae. Bases 332 to 2023 code for a protein of 563 amino acids.